AUGCAAUAUAGUUCAAUGUCUAAUUUCCAGUUUAUAAAAAAAGAUAUUUUUUGUUUUAUAAAAUGUAAUUAUAUAUGUAUUGUUAAUUUGUUAAGUUCUGAAAAGAAAUAUCUGGGGGUAGUAAGCAAUGAUAAUGUUGAUAUAAAUAGAAAAUAUGAGAUUAAGGAAAUAAAGUUUUCUGAAAAUGAAAAAGAACCCACAGACGAGCCAAAAGACGUGUGUACGAAUGAUGAUAACAAAAAUAACGAAAUAACAAUAAAAAUUCAAGAUUGUGAUAAAAAAAUAGAUAAUUUAUAUAAUAUUUAUAAAUUUAUUUGUGAUGAAAAUACUAAUUCAUUAAUAAUUGUCUUAAAAAAAAAUUCUGAACAUUUAUUAUAUAAUUUAAUAUUUAACGAAAAUGAUAAUCUUGAAUCUUUUAAAAUAAAUUUGAUUAAAAAAUUUGAGUCGGUUAUAAAAUGCAUUGAAGUGUCACAAGAACACAUUUUCGUUCUAGUAAAAAAAAAAAAAAAAAAAAAUACAGAUGACAAAAUGGGUAGAAAAAUAGGUAGAAAAAUAGGUAGAAAAAUAGAUGACGAAAUGGGUACCAAAAUAGGUAGACAAAUAUAUGACGAAAUGGGUACCAAAAUAGGUAGACAAAUAUAUGACGAAAUGGGUACCAAAAUAGGUAGAAAAAUAGAUGACGAAAUGGGUACCAAAAUAGGUAGAAAAAUAGAUGACGAAAUGGGUACCAAAAUAGGUAGAAAAAUAGAUGACGAAAUGGGUACCAAAAUAGAUGACGAAAUGGGUAGACAAAUAUAUGACAAACGUAGUUGCCAACUUGAAGAUUUUUCCCAAACCUUUUUCAAAUACUCACUGCAAAUUUUUGAGACAGAAAACAAAAAUAGUGAACAAAAAAAAGUGAUAAAAAAAAUAUCAAUAACAUCAAAUUCUUUAAAAUUAAAACAACUUAUGAUAUGUCCAUAUGAUAACAGUAAAAUAGUCAUACUUUCAAAAAGAGGCAUAAUAUUUGUUGAUUCAAGAAGCUCUAAAAUAAAGUUAAAAGGCCCAGAUGUAAAAAGCCACGAUGUAAAAAAUUACGAUGUAAAAAAACACGAUGUAAAAAAACACGAUGUAAAAGAUGGUGAUUACUAUAAAGAGCUAACUUUUAAUAGCAAUAUAGUUGCAUCUACUUGGCUUGAUUUUUAUAUAUUUGUUAUAAGCUUAUCAAAUAAUCAAUUUCUUUUUUUUAAUUUCCAAAAUAACACAAGAUAUUUUCUUUUUAUAAAAUCUCUAAACAACUAUUCACCAAUAACUUAUCUUCUAUAUAAAAAUGAAUCCCUUUUUAUUUCAUUUGCUACAAAAGAAAUAAUUUGUUUCAAAGUUAACUAUUCGUUAUUGAAUCUGGCUUCCUUUAAAAGAACAAACUCGAUUGAAGGGAACUAUCUAAAUGUGAAUUAUUUAUUUAAAAAAAAAAAUAAAAAAAAAAACAAAGUUAAAAAUGGAAAAGUAAAAAAAAAAGAAAAAUAUAAAAACACAUUUAAUAAUAUACUUAAAGACAUAGAAGAGUUAGAACAAAAGCUGAACACAAAAAGUAGUAUCAUUUUAAAAAAUAUGGAAAAACAAAAAUGGGGUGAGCAUGAUAAUAUUGAUAGCGAUGAAAAUAUAUAUUUAACUUUGGAUGAAUUGGAACCGAAUGAAAGUAAUGACAAUAAUAAUAAUGACAAUAAUAAUAAUGACAAUAAUAAUGACAAUAAUAAUGACAAUAAUAUGUGGCGAGGUGGCGAAAAAGAGGACGAAAGAGAGGACAAAAAAAAGGACGAAAAAAAAAAAUUUUUUAAUUUAAAAAAAAAAAAAAAAAAAAUGUUUUUUAAUUUAAGUUAUAGAAAUAAUAAAGUAAUAGAUAUUUUGAAAUGUGUAUCAAUGAUAAAUUUACAAAAAGAUUUAGGAAAUAAAAUAUAUAGCUUUUUCAUACAUUUUAAUUAUCUAUUUAUAAUGUUAGAUAAUGGAAUUGUUUACUAUAACAAAAAUUAUGAUGAACAAAAUGGUGGAUUAACCAAUAUAUCAAAUUUUUAUUAUUUAACAAAUAUAUGUUUACAUAAAAUUACAAAUAUAAAAAUAAAUAAUGAUGGAAAUAUAUUCAGCUUAGAUAAAGCUCAUGUUUUAAAAUAUCAUUCACUAAACAAAUCAAAUUUAAAUAUUUUUCUUACAAAUAAAAAAAUUAUUUUUUUUGAUAUAUUUUCUAUUAUCCAAAAAUAUAAUUGUUUAUUCAUUUCUUUGAUAGAUGGUUCUUUUUAUUUUAUAAAUAUAGACACUAAAAAAAUUUUAUUAUAUGAUAAAGUAGAAAAUAUUUUUAAAAAAAAAAAUGAUUGGAAUCAAACUUGUUUGUUCAGAAAAAAUAUAGACUGGGCUUAUUUCAAUAAGAUAAAUGAUCAUGUACUAAAUGGUUAUUUAAAAGUAAAAAAUAUUUUUUAUUUUUUUUAUUUAAUUUAUUCAGAAUCGCAUGAAAAAUUUUUUAUAUAUAUAAUUCACAAACUUAAUAUAUAUAAAAUUUUGAUGAAUAAAAUAAUUAAAAAAAAAAAUAUCCAAAAAAGAAAAAUUAAACACACACACAAUUUUACUAUUUUAAAUUCUUCUGUGUUUAAAACUGGAGAGUCAGAUUAUAUUUGUUUUGCAAUUUUUGAAAAAUCGGAUAAUAAAUUUUAUAUAGCUUUUGUUAGAUUAGUUGGAGAAAGAGAUAUAUUCGAAAAAAAGACAAAAAAAAAAAUGAACAAAAAUAAAGAAAUAAAAUACUAUAAUAAUACAAUUAUAUAUUUUUUAGAUAUUAAAAAUAUAAAUGUUUUGUUUUCAAAAGUGAUAGGUAAUUAUUUAGUUAUAGUAGACACAUUUUUAAAUAUAACUUUUUAUUUAUUAACAAACAGCUAUUUUCAAAAUGGGUCGACUCAUAAUGCACCCAGUUUAUUGGGUCGAGACAAAAAAGAAAUAAAUAAAAAUAAAAACAAAAGAAAUACGGAAGAUUUAACGACCCAUUAUAAAUCCUAUCAAGACAAAGUUGAGAAUUUUUUCUUAACAAGAAUAUCAAAAAAAAAAGUAAAAAAUAACAACAUCGAAAAUGUAGAGACAGAAAAAAUAGACCAAAAUGAUGAAUAUGAUAAAUCCACAGAAAUACGAAAAAAAUUAAUUGAUGUAGUUCAAAUAAAUUUGGGUAAAGAAUGUUUUAGAAUCAAAAUUCAAGAAAAUUUAAAAAUUAAAUUCAUAAAUGAACAAAUGAAUCAAAAAGAGAAAGGAAUAUGUUCUAUUUAUAUGAUUACUGAUACAAAUAUUUUGAUAAAUUUUGAUUUUAAUUGCAUGUUAGACACAUUGGAAAAAAUCAAAAAUAUAAAUGUUAAGACAUAUCCUUAUUUGCCUGACCUAGAUUUUUUUUACAGCUAUAAUGGUCAGCAUGGAAUUUGCAAUUUUAUUUUAAAUGGUGGCAAAUAUUUUCAUUUGGAAAGGGACGGAAAAAAGGGGGACGAUAAAGAGGACGGAAAAAAGGGGGACGAUAAAGAGGACGGAAAAAAGGGGGACGAUAAAGAGGACGGAAAAAAGGGUGACGAUAAAGAGGACGGUUCGGAGCACACCUCUAUUUUAGAAACAAAUAGAAAUGUAAAUCUUCAACUUUAUAAAAAAAUAGUGCAUGAAAAAAAAAACAAUUUCUAUGCAAAUCUGAAUGUUGUAUUCUUUAAAAUAUGUCACACUGGAUUAUGUGAUAGAAAAGAAAAAAGAAAAAAACAAAAGAAAUUUAUUAAUAUUAUAGAUGUAAAAAAUGAAAGAAAAUAUAAACAAAUUGAUUUAUUCUUUGAUUAUGAAACAAUAAUUUUCCCAUUUAUAAAUGAAAAUAAUUAUAACAUAAAUUUAUAUAAAUGUUUAAAAUAUUGCAAAGAUAAAGAAUAUUUAGACAAUUUAAAUAAACAAGAAAAAGAAAUGAAAAAUAGAAUAAAUGAAUUAAGAGAUGAAUUAAAAAAUUUGAUAAAAGAAAAUAAAAAAAAUUAUAAUGAUAUGAAAUUAAAUCGAGAAGCUUUUUUUUUUGAUAAGAAAUAUAUUAAUGAGAUCGAAAUUGUCAAAAGUGAAUAUGAACAAAUAAAAAACUAUUUUGAAAUCGAAAAAAAAAAAAAAGAAAAUAUUGUUAAUAAAUUAAAGAAAAAAUGUAAUGUAUUUAAUAAAAUUAAUUUUAUUUAUGGUUUUCGAAAAGGACUGUUUGUGACAAAUUUAUAUAAAACUAAUGAAACUAUUGAAACGGAAAAAAUUAAUGUAUCUCCAAAUAACAAUAAUAAUAACUAUGCUAUUGGAAUAUAUAGCAAAUUCAUAAAUAAAAUAAAGACUUUAAGAUUUCUACAAAUUAAAGAAAUGUAUUAUAUGCAAAAUGUUGAAAAAAAUAAUAAUUUAUAUUGUUUAAAAAACCCUAAAAAUUAUAUAGAUGAAUAUCUAGAAAAUUUGUCUUCUCUUUUUUUUGUACAUUAUUAUUCAUAUAAAAAUAUCAAUUUAAAUUUUUUAUAUUCAAAUUUAUUUAAUUCUACUUAUAAAGAUAAUGAAUCACAAGCUUUGAAUUGGAACUAUCUUUUAUAUUAUCCUUAUGAACUUUUUACAAAUUCAAGAAAAAGAAUACAAUGUUUUAUUUUAUAUAUUUUAAUCGAACAGGAAAAAAUCAAAUUUGAUAACAAGUUUGCUAUUUUGAAAAAAGAAAAAAAAAGUUAUUUUGACGAAAUUAAAUUAUUAACAAAUAAAUUAAAACAAUCCAUAGAAGAAAUAAAAAUUUAUUUGGAACAUUCUUAUUCAGAUAAAAUAAAUCUAAAACUAUUUCAACAAGAUAUAUUUGAAAUUAUAAAAACAUGUUAUCCAGAUACUGUUAAUAAUAAUUUUGAUCCCAAAAAUAUUUUAAAAGAUUAUUUAAAUAAAAUAAAGUUCCAAAAUAAUAAAAAAAAUCUAAAUUGCCAAUAUAUAUUUGAUAAUAAAAACGAUACUAAUAUUAAAUUGAAGGAAGCCACAUCGGACACAUUUGAAAAUCGAAAAAAAAAUGAUGUCUCAUUAAUUGAAGACGAAUCUGAACAUGUUCAGAAAAUUUCAAAAAUAACUAAAAAUAAUGAACAAGAACAGUCAGAACAAAUAGAAUAUUAUAAUAAGCAAAAAGAGGAUAUACGAAAUAAGCUCAUAGAUAUAAAACAUUAUAUAUAUCAAAUAAAUAGUCAAUGCGACGAAUUUAAUGGAAAGCUGCAUCUAUUGAAGAAGCAAAAGGCAAAUACACAUAAGCAAAUUAUGUUGCACGAAUUUGAUUGCAUCUCUAUUUAUUCCCUUUUAAAAAAUGAGUAUACAAAAAUGGGAAUUUUGAAGAAAUUUGAAAAUAAACAAAAUAAAAUCCAAAACAAUUUAAAAGGGCUUUCCAAUUUGAUAACUACUUUGAAGGGUGAAGAAAUAUGUGAUAAAAUUCUGAACCAAAAAAAAGGAGACCUAAUAAUGAAAUAUAAUAAAAGUCUAAAAUUAAAUGAAUCUAUAAUUGAAAGAAAACGAAAUUUUGAAAAAAAAUAUCUUCAUGAAUCUGCAAAUUUCGAUGUCCUUAUGGAACAAAAAUAUGAAAAUAUUAUCGGAUUCGAAUACGAUUCAAAGAAAAAUAUUUUUUUAAAAAAAAAAGUUAUUCAAAAACAUAUAUUAGACACUAAUCAGUUAAUUCAGAAAAUUACUGAAUUACAAAAAAAUAUUAAAAAUAUAAAAGAAGAAAUUUAUAAGAACAAAAUAAAAAAUGAUUAUUUUAACUUUUUGAUAAUGGACAUAGAUGAAGAGGUUAAUGAUGUUAAAUAUUUGAAGGAAAACUGCGAAUUCUUAUUUUGUGAUAUAAAUAAUGUCAUAAGUUCUUUAGAAACGAAAAAGAGAAACAAGGAAGCCAUGUUUCAAUUAUCUGAGCAAAAAUUGCGUGACAAAAUAAAUAAUUUGAAUUCGAAAAUAUCCUCAAUAAAAUAUGAAAACACCGUGCUCGGUGAAAAUAUAAAAAGUUUAAUUGACGAAAUAAAUGAAAUAAAAGAAAGUCGAGGAGAUAACAACAAAAUUUUAUUUGACGAUAAAUUAAUACAGUGUUUAGAAAAUGAUGAAAAAAAAAAUGGAAAUGAAAAAAAUAUAACAGAUGUUAUCCUAAGGGGACCCUGUGAUGCAUUCUUAAAAAAUUUACAUACUAAUUAUAUUGACAAUACUACAAAAAAUAUUGCUAAAAAAAAUAAUAAAAAAGGAAUACGCAUAAAUGAAAUUUAUGAAAAAAAUAUUUUACUAAAAAAGUUUUACAAAUGA
Molecule: messenger RNA, 6288 nt
Organism: Plasmodium yoelii
Lineage: Eukaryota; Apicomplexa; Aconoidasida; Haemosporida; Plasmodiidae
Product: conserved Plasmodium protein, unknown function
Exons: 12
Coding region: 1-6288 (2095 amino acids)
Source: RefSeq, a predicted model, not a curated record